GGUAAGAUGGCGGACGACAGGCUGCCGGAGCCAGCGGAUGUGAAUGGCGAGCGGCUGGGUGCCGACGCUAUCGCAGCUGGCCGUGAGUGAGGCAGCCGUGUUCGCAGCUGGUCGCCUUGCUUGUCUGCUCGUGGUGCUGUCAACGAGCACUGGGCUCCCACCGCGCCAGGAGCCUGCGCCGAGUCUUUGUAGCGGCGGCCGGGCCGGAGGCUCCCCGUGGACAUGUACUUCCUGAGCGGAUGGCCCCGGAGGCUCCUCUGUCCGCUCAGGGGCUCAGAGAAGCCCUUUUACAUCCAGCCCGACUCUCGGAGAUUGCUGUUUGCUCUCUUAUCGCAGAGCCAGAUCAGCCUGUGGUACGGCAGGCCCAGUGUUUUAAUUGUAAGCUACAAGGAAUCUGCAAAGGCAGCUUCACAGUUUGGAUCAUAUGAAAAGACGGAAUGGAAGUCCGAUAGCAGCAUGAUUGCUGUUGCGACUAAAAAUGGAUACAUCUUGCUCUUUGACAUUGUAUAUUCAGGACAAGAGAAAUACUUAUAUGAACCGGUGUAUCCCAAAGGAAACCCAAGAGUUAAGGUAGCUACUGGGUACAAGGAGGAACAAUGUGCUCCUUCCAUAACUGUAGAGAUGAAGAAGGUGCUAGAUUUCCAAGCAAAAAUCACAAGUCUGCAGUCAAUGCAGGAUGAUUUAGUAAUCGCUACAAGUGAUGGGAUACUACAUCUUAUUCACUGGGAUGGUUUAACAAAUGGAAGAAAAGCCAUUAAUCUUUGUUCUGUUCCAUUUUCUGUGGACCUCCAGUCAUCACGAGGUCCUUCAUUAGAGUUUGAGUUUGUAUGUGUCCAGGAUAUGGAAUACUGUGCAACCCUCGAUGGUUUUGCUGUGGUUUUUGAUGAUGGUCGAAUUGGGUUCAUUACUCCUGUGUCCAGUAGACUUGCAGCUGAGGAUUUUCAUGGUGUAUGGGCACAAGAAGUUACUGAUGGAACUUGUGUGGCUAUUAACAACAAGUACAAAUUGAUGGCAUUUGGCUGUGCAAAUGGUUCUGUUUUAGUUUACUCAAUGGAUACAACUACAGGAAGCAUGCAACUAUCCCACAAGUUCGAAUUAACUCCAAAACAUUAUCCUGAUAUUUGGAACAAAACAGGAGCUGUGAAAUUGGUCAAAUGGUCACCUGAUUGGAGUGUUGCUAUGGUUACGUGGGAUUGUGGAGGCUUAUCCUUGUGGAGUGUUUUUGGUGCUCAUCUAUUUUGCACAUUAGGUGGAGAUUUUGCGCAUUAUUCUGAUGGCACAAAAAAGGAUCCCAUUAAAAUCAGCUCUAUGAGCUGGGGUGCAGAAGGCUACCACCUUUGGGCAAUUUCCAGUGAUAACACUCAACAAAUAAAAAGUGACCUGGAAAAUAAAAGUGUGAUACAGCAAGCAGAAAUUCUUCAAUUUCAAUUCAUCAAAAGCGCUCUAACGGUUAAUCCCUGCAUGAAUAACCAGGAACAAGUACUUCUGCAAGGGGAGGAUCGUCUUUAUUUGAAUUGUGGUGAUGCAUUGCAGAAUCAGAAUUCAAGUACCGCAUCAGCAAAUUCAGGGCACCAGCCAGUCAGGGAAAAGAAUCCUCUUUCAGAUGACAUUCUAAUUCCUCAGGAUUUAAGCACUUUAUUAGGACACAGGCACUGGCAUAUUGUACAGAUCCACAGUACCUAUCUAGAGAGUAAUUGGCCAAUAAAGUCUUCAUUCCAUUUGCUAUUUCCUCAGUUCACAGCAAUAGAUCGUCUGGGUCAGUGUGUUGCUGUGGCAGGCAAAUAUGGAAUUGCACACUACGCUUUGUUUACAAGAAAAUGGAAACUUUUUGGAAAUAUUACACAGGAACAAAAUAUGGCAGUGACUGGUGGUUUGGCAUGGUGGAAUGACUUCAUUGUUUUAGCCUGUUAUAAUUUGAUUGACCAACAAGAGGAGUUAAGACUUUAUCUCCGAUCAUCCAACUUGGACAAUGUUUUUGCUCAUAUUACCAAAGUACAGGCAGAGACUUUAUUGAUAAAUGUCUUCAGGGACAUGGUGAUAUUGUUCAGGGCAGACUGCUCUAUCUGCUUAUACAGUAUUGAUCGGAAUGAUAAUGGCCCUAAUCCCACUGCCAGUGUUCAAAUUCUGCAAGAAGUAUCUAUGUCACGUUACAUCCCACACCCUUCACUUGUGGUAUCAAUAACUUUGAGUUCUGUGAGAACAGAGACCGGCAUCACCUUGAAAAUGCCACAGCAGGCCUCUGCUGCAGAAAGCAUUAUGCUUAAUUUGGCAGGUCAGCUUAUCAUGCUACAGAGGGAUCGAUCUGGUCCUCAGGUACGAGAGAAGGAUAGUAUUUCUAAACAUAGGAAGCUGCUCCCAUUCUCUGCUCCCAUUGUGCUUGCGCAAUGUGUUGAAAACGUGUGGACAACCUGUCGAUCUAACAAACACAAGCGUCAUUUGCUUGAAGCUCUCUGGCUCAGUUGUGGAGAAGCAGGAAUGAAAGUUUGGCUUCCUCUUUUUCCUCGAGACAAUCGCAAACCACAUUCCUUCUUAUCCAGGCGGAUUAUGUUGCCAUUCCAGAUCAAUAUCUAUCCCUUGGCGGUUUUAUUUGAAGAUGCCCUUGUCCUUGGUGCAGUGAAUGAAACUGUGCUCUAUGAUAAUUUAUAUGUAUAUAGUAGUGAAAAAGAACCUUUGGAAGUCCUAUUCCCAUUUUGUACUGUUGAGAGGACUUCUCAAAUCUACCUCCAUCAUAUUCUUCGCCAGCUUCUCGUAAGGAACCUUGGUGAACAGGCUCUGUUGUUAGCUCAGUCCUGUGUCACAUUACCAUAUUUCCCUCAUGUACUGGAACUGAUGCUUCACGAAGUAUUGGAAGAAGAAGCUACCUCUCGGGAACCUAUUCCUGACCCACUGCUUCCAACUGUGGCAAAGUUCAUUACUGAAUUCCCUCUUUUUCUGCAGACAGUAGUUCAUUGUGCUAGAAAGACGGAAUAUGCCUUGUGGAAUUACCUAUUUGCUGCUGUAGGUAAUCCUAAAGAUUUGUUUGAGGAAUGUUUGCUGGCGCAGGAUUUGGACACUGCUGCAUCUUAUCUCAUCAUCCUACAGAACAUGGAAGUUCCUGCUGUUAGCAGACAGCACGCAACACUGCUUUUCAACACAGCCCUAGAACAAGGAAAAUGGGAUCUUUGCCGUCACAUGAUCCGAUUCUUGAAAGCCAUUGGAGCAGGAGAAUUAGAAACUCCUCCACCCACUCCUACCACUCAGGAACCCAGCUCAGCUGGUGGUUUUGAGUUCUUCAAACAUAGGAGUAUUAGUUUUUCACAGUCAACAGAAGGGCUCAGUACUGGUAAAUUUAACCUGCAGAAGACACUAAGCAUGCCCACAGGGCCUUCCGCCAAAAGGUGGAGCAAAGAUGUUGAUAGUGCUGAGAACAUGUACAUAGAUGAGAUGCUUUGGCGGCAUGCACGAAGACUCUUGGAAGAAAUGAGGUUGAAAGAUCUCUGCAGUUUUGCUGCACAGCUGGGUUUUGAGCUCAUUGGUUGGCUCUGCAAAGAAAGGACUCGAGCAGCACGAGUUGAGGACUUUGUAAAGGCUUUAAAAAGACUCCACAAGGACUUUGUUUGGCCAUUUCCUGUUAUUCCUUCCUGCUCAUUCCUAAACUCACCAUUCAAAAAUGGGAAAUACAAAACAGUUGGAGAUCAGUUUCUUAAGUCACAGUCAACUGAAGGAUUUGCAAGCAGUGAGUUGGAGAGUGGAAUCAUAAACACCCGUGGCAGUCAUAUCUGCCUUGGUCUAAAUACUGCAGACAGAGAGAUGGAUUCUGGCUCAUUGCACGGACCGCAGACACAGGAAGCAGUUCUCUCACCAAUGCUUUCUAAAGGUGAUGAAUGCAGUAUUGGGUCGGCUACUGAUCUCACAGAAACCAGUUCAAUGGUGGAUGGUGACUGGACUAUGGUAGAUGAGCAUUUUUCCACACUCAGCCUCACGCAGUCUGAGCUGGAGUAUAUAUCAAUGGAGUUGGCUAAUAAAGGUCCUUGUAAGUCACAGGUUCAGUUAAGGUAUCUACUCCAUAUAUUUUUGGAAGCUGGCUGUUUGGAGUGGUGCAUAGUGACAGCACUCGUCCUCCGAGAUUCUACAGCAAUAGGUCAGAUAAUUAGUUCAAUCCAACACUCCGAGAUUUCCAAGGAUGUUUUGCAGGGUAUUAAAGAUGGGAUGCUUGCUGUGGAUGGAUGGGCUUCAUCAGACUGCCCUGGAUACAAGCCAUUUCUAAAUCGUAUAAAGCCUCAGCUGCAAAAAUUGAAUGAGGUCACAGAGGAGCAAAUUCAGCCCGAAGCUUUUCAGCCUUCAAGUCGUCUGAGCAUAUCAAAGGCAGUGGAGCCCCCCAACCCAUGGUCCGAAGACAGCAGAACCUCUGUGAGCCAUGUUAACAAUAGUCAGACUGAUAGUGGUAGUGGUAUCAGCGGGCAGGAAGAUGAUGACCAGGGAGAGGAGAAAGAUGUACCACUCAUGGAUGAAGGGAGUUAUGAGUGUACUCUGUCAUGAAUAGCUAUUCUUUAGAUGGUUGAAUUCCAGACUUUGAGAAUGCAAAUGAAUCAAUGGUGCCUUUCUCUGUUAUGCACAUGUCUUGUAUAUUGAAGGAGAAUUCUCACACGCAUGUCCAAUCUGAAUUUGGAACAAAAUGUCUGCCUUCAUUUCAUAAAAUCAAAAAAAAAUGACAUCUUGUUAUUGAAAUAGAUUGCUGAUGUGGAACAUCUCUGGCAAAGUAACCAUUCUUUUCCCUUCUGUGCUCCUGAGCAUCAUGUGACAUACAGAGUGCCAGACAGUGUGGAAGAAAUGCAUGAAUUCUAAAUGCAUAAAUUCUGAAUUUAUAAAGGCAACUAUUUCUGGAUUGGAACAGUGCCUGGUUUAAUACUGCCUUAUUUUGGUUAGGGUGGCGAGUCUUAUAAAGGUGCUCUUAGUUCAGAAGUGUUUCAAAUUCUGUUAUUUUUGUUCUUCGUCAAGGAAGUAUAAUGAAAUAAUGCUGUACAAACUGAACAUUAGUUUGCAGUUUGCGCUACAUUGAGGUGUGAGUCCAUACUUCACUUGUACUAGAAAUGUUCAUUUAUCAUAAAUUUAAUAUAAAAACUAUAUUCUUAAAAGGGAUUUUCCCAAGUACAUUUGAAAGGAGCUCCAAUUCUACAAUGUAUCUGUUUCUCUUCCAGGCACUUAUGACUCAAAAGUGAGAUGCUUGAUAUUUUUGAAGUAUAUUUAAUUUCCACUUUAUUCAGGCAGGAUACAUUACCAUGCCUUCUAGAUACAAGUGUGCACUUUGCUCAUUACUAUACCUCUGCUGAAUUAGAGAGAUGGUCUCAGAUUGGUAAUUCUGACCAUAUGCUCCAUAGGUUAUUGCUUAGUUUAGCCCUAACUUUAGUUAUAGUGGUCGAACAACCAAUUAGUGAUGGGUGGAAGUGAUCCACAAUGUCUCUUUCAUGCUUAUAGCCUUGGUGUUAUAAGCAGUUGUACUCUACUUGACCUACUGACCUAUUACUUGAGCUAGGCAUGAUUCAGUACUCCAUUGGAACAUUGGAGACAACGAUUAAUUAUUCCUACCUAGAAUAUUGCAAAGUCUAAACCUUUAUUGUACAAAAUGUGGCAAUUUAAAAUUUCCCUUUCUAUCGGUGCAGAGUUUCCUGCUAGGUGUUAAGAUCUCAUACAAAUCAUGCCAUUUGGUUCCACAAUGACAGGAUAUUUCAAUGUCAGAAAACCCUGUCACAGUUUUUGAAGCAAAAGACAUGUGCAUGACAUGUGAAUGAGGCUCCAAAUUAAACUUUUAAACCCGUGUUGGUGCUUAAGGAAUUGAUCUUGGCCCUCAAGUAUUUUAUACAGAACUUUUUCUAAAAUAAAGUGCAUUUCAGAUUUUGUUUAAGACACCAUCGUUAACCCAACUGCUCAUACAGCUAUUUAUAUUGUACAGUGUUGGCGCAUGUGUUGCAUGAGCAUUUGGUAGCUCAAACAUUAAACUGAUGCUUGAAUUUGGUACCCUGUUGUAAGAUCUGUGUGAGAUUUGUGCUGUAAAAUAAAUACCAUUGUUUUGAGACAGGAGGAGCUGAAAAAGAUCAUUUAUGAAAAUUAUCAAAAGACUGUUUUAACAGGUUUGUGUUUAGAAAUGCCUUUAUUUAUUGCUUUCCCAAAAACUUAAGCUUUGUUCUAGAUGCAAAAAGUAUUUUUAUGUAAAUAAAAUAAAGCUAUGUAAUCAUGUUUUUUAUACUUGGUUAGAUUCUAGCAAGGUGUAAAAUAUGAACAGUAACAAUAGCUUUUAAUAAAGGCUGUCCUAAUUAAAGCUUGAUUAUUAUGUUAAUCCACUUUCAAGGGAGUAAAGUCACCCAUUAAUUUCCUACUCCAAAUAAGGUGCUGCCGUGUAUAAUCUUAUACAGUGGUACUAUCUUCAUACCCAUUUCCUUGCAUCUGAAUGCAAAGGUAUAUGUACCUGAAGCAGUAUUAAGAGACUAAAAUAGCAUAUUUGUUACUGUGCAAUUUGAACAAAAGAAAUGCAAAUUGUUGCUUAUUUUAUACAAUACGAGUAGUCUAUUUUUUUAGCCAAACUGAAUUGAAUUUUGAUGUGGACCAAAUUGGUAAUCUAGCCCUAAAUAGUAAUUAGUAUAUUAAUUAUCAAUGUUUAAGCUCAUAGGAUAAUAAAGGAUAGAACAGAAUUCAUUAAAUGCAAUAUAUCCUUUAAAAGGGAUUUUAACAUUUUGUUGAAUGUUCAGAGGAAUGCAGAGGGAGUGAGUGAGUGAGUUGAGAUUGGAUUCAUGUUGCACAUGUACCAUACAAUCAGACUUAAGCUAAUAUAAAAAUGUAUUAUUUGAUUACUGGCCCCUGUACUUGGCUGGGCUAAAUUGAGGUCAGUUUCUUAACUAAGUUUGAAGUGUGCUUGGCUGUACAUCCACACAUGGCAAAGUUAAUUAUAUUUUAGACUGUUUUCCAAGCAGUUGUUUUUUUAUGCAGUUAAUAUCUUUCUAUUUAAUAUUUAAGUCUGCUUACUGUUAAAAAUUCUCUUUUGUACUCUUCAGUUUGCUAACAUGACCUUGUAAAUAACUGACACAUUAACCUGUUAAAACACCACACUAUAAAUCUACUUAAAACCUAUCAAAAAGUGUUUCAAAACAAGCAGUAUUUUCAUCCAAAAAUAUUUUUUUAAAAAUCCCAGUAAGACCCCUUCCUGUAACUUUUUGUUGACAGCUGUGAAAUAGAGACAAGACUCUCAGAAAUAUUGAGCAUGGUCUGGUGGUGUUUAACAUAACCUCAAUAAUGUAGCAACAUGGGCAUAAAGUUAGAAUUCUCUUUGCAAGAUUGAUGGAAUGGCAGUUUUUAUCUGUUUUACUAAUGAAUUUAUUUGUUUUUGUUUCCUGGCACAUGUACGAUUUUACAGCAAUAAACACUUUUGAUUA
Molecule: messenger RNA, 7403 nt
Organism: Hypanus sabinus (Atlantic stingray)
Lineage: Eukaryota; Metazoa; Chordata; Chondrichthyes; Myliobatiformes; Dasyatidae
Gene: ric1
Product: RIC1 homolog, RAB6A GEF complex partner 1
Exons: 26
Coding region: 223-4518 (1431 amino acids)
Biological process (GO): intracellular protein transport; retrograde transport, endosome to Golgi
Cellular component (GO): Ric1-Rgp1 guanyl-nucleotide exchange factor complex; cytosol; Golgi membrane
Molecular function (GO): protein binding
Source: RefSeq, a predicted model, not a curated record